Fusarium venenatum is the source of this 243-nucleotide messenger RNA. NCBI's taxonomy places the organism in Eukaryota, Fungi, Ascomycota, Sordariomycetes, Hypocreales, Nectriaceae. The record is from RefSeq and is a predicted model, not a curated record.
AUGGUUCUAGGCGGUAUCGCUGAGACAGGAACCCGGAAUCGCGAAUUUGGCGAAACUGCAAACUCGGAUGGAGUGUAUGGUGGUGGAACCGGAAAUUCGCGUGGAUCGAGUGCUUCCGACGCGCACAUUGGCCGUUUGAAGCCAGACGGACGUAGGGCAAGCAGGGUGACGCUGGCUAUGGUCACGGGGAAUGAGCAGCACUUUUAUUGUCAAGGAAGAGGAAACGGCAAUGAAAUCUAUUGA